GCUCUGGGAUUCUUUGCGACGAAAAGUAGUCCCCAAGGUGGCCCCGGCUUCGUUUGUCGGUUGAGGGGCCCGGUGGGCCGGCCGUGAGAGGUGUGGAGAGAGCUGGCGGCGAAGGGCGCCGGGUUGGAGGGCCCCGGCGGAGAGAAGGCGCCGCGUUGGGGUAGCAGGACUGCACUUUGGUGUUGAAGAUUUGAAGCAGAAUGAAAAGCAACGGAGGCUUUCCCAAUGGAAAACCUGAGCAAUAAGAGGGCAUUUUCCAAACACUCCAGUGGGUGAAACAGCCUGUAUAUGGAGCAUGGAGACGAAGUCACCUAACCCUGAAACGGCAAGCCACCAAACUUCACCACCUCGAGACUUUUCUGCUCUUCUAGCAGCUGAUUUUGGAAUUACGUCAGAGUCUUUCGCUUAUCAGCUGAAAGGCCAAUCCAAGAGUGUGACACACAAACUGAGGCGGCGAUCUACGAUUGGAGCCCGGGGUUCUCCGGAAAAUGAUGCACUCAUUUGCUACAUUGCUCGCCAGAGGAAUACAGCGAAUCCAAGCCCUUCCUGGCAGAACUCCCCGUAUAGUAUCUUUGAACAGGCCAGUCCAUUUAAACAGGGCUACCCUUUCCUAAAGGAUAAAAUUGCGGCCUUCCAGUCAUCCUUUAAACCACUUGAAGAGAUCGAGGAAAGAGUGAUCCAUUCUCCCUUCAUCUUUCAGAAUCCCAAAACAAGACCACAUGAACCAUCUAAAUCGUGUCGAGGGUGGCCGUGUGAGCGCCAGGCGUUUUCCAAAGCAACUCAGACUCUGGUGUCUGCUGAUGCAGAAAUAACCUCACCUGAUAUUCCAGUGUGCAAUAUUCUAAAUUUCUCAGAGCAGCCUCUCAUCCCAUGCACUGCAACUGUUUCUAAGGCCGUUCCUGCUUUGCAACCAAAUAUCAGAAAAUCUCAGUGCUUAUCUUUGGAGACUUCUAUUCCCAGGACAGGCAUCCUAAAGAGGGCACACGAAAUCCAGUCUCACUGUGCCGAGGAAGAAUUAAAUAGCAAUGCUGCAUCUCAACAAAGCUUUAAGAAAGUCAGAUUUGCCACACAACGGAGCUUAGAAAUAUUCGAUGAAAGCAAGCCACCUGUCACUCCCCUGCAAAAAGGACACUUUCCUCCCAGUGUUCUGUCCCCUGAUGCUGCCUGCCUUCGUUCUGUUCUGAAGAAAACACCUGUGCAGAUAUUACCAAGAGGCAUAAAGGAGGAGCCUCUUGAUUAUACAAAUGCAAUGGAAGGACGUGAAACACUCCCGUACUUCAAAAGUGGACCCCUGAAAACAGGUCCCCUGAAAACAGAAAGACGUACCAGAUCAACAUGCAAAACUAAGGAGCACAGCAAAGAUGUAGACUUCAAAGUCCUUGAUCCACCCAUGGAUAUAUCAUUACUCAAGGGAGCACUUUCGUUCAGUCCGCCAGAGUCAAGAAAUGAGAGGCAUUUUGCCGUGACUCCCACCAAGCACCCCUUUAUGGUGUCAAUUAAAUUUGACAAUGAUAACAUUCUGCAAGGAACAUUGGAGGUAGUACCUGCUACAGAACAUGCUGUGAACUCUGAGCCAGAAGAAACAAAUACCCGUUCUCCUGAUCGUCCUGCUACCUGCUCCAGAACCAUGCGGUCCUCUUCUAAAAGGAAGUGUGCAGUCCAGGCAGAAGCAGCAAAUCUUAGCCUUAGAGCUGAAACGCGGUCUAAGAGAGAGCCUCCUAUUAAAGUCCUCAAACCCAGCAAAGACCCAAAAGUAAAUUCCCACAGAAGAUCUGCUUCUAAGAAGACACUGGCUUCCAAACACAAAGUUUUUGGAAAGAGAAAGAAGAAGAAAAAGGAACAGAAGUCACAUGAGGUGCGAGAAACUGUGUCCAAAAAACCUCUUUUGAGUCCAAUUCCUGAGGCGAAAGAGGAUACUUCGUUUGCAUCAUCUUAUCUAAGUACGCCAAAGUUACAGAUUUCCAUUUUAGAUUCUUCACCCUCCAGUGACCUCCCUGCAGAACCUAUGAAUGAGACUGCUGAAAAGACAAAUAGUGUUGUACACAGGGCUGAAGAGGAGAGCAGCUGUCUGGACUCCAGCCUGGCUCUUGUGAAGGAAGAGACUUUACCUUGCUUCCAGUCAAGCUCCUCCUCACAACUGCAGGACACUGCCAGGCAUGAGAUGCAAACCAUGUCUCCUUGGGACCUACCUGAGAAAUGGGACACAAAUGAAAAUGAACAGGUGCUGAAAAGUGUGGACUCUUCUAGUGAGACUGAGCUGCAAUUGCCAAACCUAUUCACGACUGGUAAAAAGAAUAGCAAAAGAGCUUCACGUCUCGUCAGAGGUCCUGCCACAGAACUGAUGAAUCAAGGUGAUGCUGGUGUGAAUGUGAAAAUUCGAAGGAGGAGCAGAGGAAUUGGCCACAACCUCCCAAAUGCUGCAGACGUUCAGUCUGAAACAGCUGUAAAAAAUUCCGGUGUUCCUAGAAGGAGUCUGGAAGAAUGGUCUCCGUCAGAGGGUGCUUCUGAAUUCUUAAACUAUUUGCAGGACUGUAUAGAGGAAUCUUUCCGGAGCGUCCCCAUUAAUAACAACAAAAAGGUGAGACGCAGCAUGCGGCAUCUUAAAGAUGCGGAAACGGAGGGGCUUGGAUGGAUUCAGGUACCUGUUGAUGAUUCUGCAAGCCAGGCGCCCUGUGGUUCUGCCAGUAAAGUCCAGGAGCCAAAGUGCACCUCCAGCUCUCGGGAUUCGGAGUCUUGUUGUCCAAGAAAGCAAGAAAGAAGAGUCUGUUGGUGCUUGCCAAUGAGAGAGAAGCAAGCGGAUGUCCCUGUUGUAAAGGGCCCUUGCAGAUCGAGGAGGAGGAGAAGCAUUUGUGCGUGGAGUUUGGAGGAGAAUACAAAUUUUGCCUCGCCAGUGCAGAGAAAACAAAGAGCAAGCCUUGGCUAUAAAAAUGAUCAGUGCUGUCAUAAGUAUACCAAAGUGAGAGAAUUCUUGGGGGAUCACCCAUCAACUUAACUGAGCCUGCUGCUUCUUGACGGGGCUGUAUCCUGGAUAUAUCAGAAGAGGGCAGUGUGGCAUGGCUUUUGCAUAUCUGUAUUUUGUUAAGGUUGACAUUUUUUGUUUUAUGAAAAGCACCCUACAGCUCACUAUUAUACUGAUGCUGCAAUAAUGAAGAAGAAGAAGAAAAAUAUCCAGUCUACCUGAAGUUUGUCCUGACUUCAGUCCUACUGAAAGCACUGGGGGUCAUUUUUUGCUGGACUUGGUCUGAUCCAACCAAAAUUGAAUAUUGUCAAGUCCCUUUGAUUUCAGCGGGAGAGAUUUAAGCACAUGCGGAGUCAAAAGGGCUUAACUUCUGCUGGCUCAUGGCCUGGCCAGUGGGAAAUACAACAAAGCUAAAGCCUCAAGAGUCUAUUUUCUGGUAAAAACAGUAAUGGGGGGAAAUCGGCAAAAGAGGAGAGAAACAAAUGUAACCAAAUAUUACUCAUUUUAUAAUCAUAGAUGCACUUGGUGUAUUAACUACAGAACAAUUUCACCAACCAGCGCUUAUUCUUCAUAUUGCUUUCUCUAGCAGGCAUUUGCACAGAUUUUUCUCCUUUCUCCCCUCAAUAUCCUUGUGAGGCUAUUUGUAUGUUGGGUUUAAAAAAAAGAAGUGAGAAAUUGCUCAGAAACACAGGGCACCAUACUUACUGCCUACUGAUCUCAGUUAAAAAACUACCCGAGUGUAGCUCUCUGACGCAGAAAGAUUCUCCUUUGCUCUGCAACGACUCUUUGCCAAACUGCACUCCUAUGGGUAGCGUGAGUGGUAUCUGCAAUAACGUCCACACCGUACAGUUAAGAUCUGUGUUUAUAACACCAGUGUGUGUGUGUGUUUCAGAUGGACUGGCCCAGUCCUCUCUUUAUCUAGAACUGUUGGGGGACAACCUCCGGAGGCUUGUCCUGUAGGAGGUGAGCAGGGCAGGGUCAAAAGAAUUCUGCCCUACGUGUAUAUCCUGAGGGCGACAUUGUCUUAUCCCCUUAACCAGCACAAAGGCUUUGGAGCAAGGUGUAUCUCCACCCAUGGCCUGUUUCAGGGUGCUAUGGGCUGGCACAGAAACAUCCUCCCAGUGGUCACACCCUCACACGGAUGACUGUUGCGACUUCAGCCAAGUAAUGAGGCGUUUUUCCUUGUGCCGCAUGGCGAGACAUUGCGAGAUGUUUCUGUUUUAAAAGCCCUCCGAAGGAUAUUAAAUAUAGCCCUGUUUUGAUUUUUCCCCAUUCAGGACAGCUUCAUUUUUAUUUUAUCUUCUUAGGUAGUUGUAACUUUUGUUGACGUUAAUUGCGUGUGGUAAAUGGAAGUUUGGCCUUUUAUCAACCUGGUAAAGUUGUAAGCCGUCUGGAGCAGUUUAUUGGUACCCUGGGGUACAAAUCAAAUAAAUCCAUGUUAUCUUUAAAAA
Molecule: messenger RNA, 4410 nt
Organism: Hemicordylus capensis (graceful crag lizard)
Lineage: Eukaryota; Metazoa; Chordata; Lepidosauria; Squamata; Cordylidae
Gene: CDCA2
Product: cell division cycle associated 2
Exons: 15
Coding region: 296-2992 (898 amino acids)
Source: RefSeq, a predicted model, not a curated record